GACCACCAUGUACCAUCUUCUGAAGGGAUUUCAUGAAUAUCUUACAAGAAAGGAGGAAUUCUCCGUCAUUAUUGUCGGUUUAGAUGGUGCUGGCAAGACUGUCAACCCUUCUGGAGAAGAUCAAGACACUAUACAAUGAUACUCCUGGACUUUCUCCUGACAAGAUUGCUCCCACAGUAGGCCAAAACACCGGCAAGAUCACAUUGCCCUCUACUAUUCUGCAAUUUUGGGACCUGGGUGGUCAGCGGGGCAUACGAUCUAUAUGGCACAAGUACUACGAUGAUUGUCAUGCUGUAGUCUUUGUCAUCGAUGCGGAAGACCGUGAACGUUUGGGCGAGGGCUGGGAAGUCUUUGAUAGUGUGCUCUCCGCUCCGCAAAUUCUUGGAGUACCUCUUCUUCUGCUAGCAAAUAAGCAGGAUAGUCCGCAGAGUCUGACCGUCGAGGAGAUUCGAAAUAGCUACGAGGAUUGGUUUAGGAAUAAGGAAGAGAGUUCCCGGAGACGAUAUGGCGAGGAUGAUGUUCACGAUCGUCGGAGAGAGCGUAUCGCUAGCUUGGAUGUCAUGGGUAUUUCUGCUCUUGAGGGAACUGGGGUUCGUGCCGCUGUUGACUGGCUAUUUAUACGCGUGCAGAAUAGUAGACGGAGAGAAGAGCAGAACAGCGGUUCAUGAGCGUCAGGACGAUGUGUCCUGAGGUUCAACGGUUCGCUACUCUCGCGUCUUUUUAUUUCUACUGUAUUGCUAUUCGUCGUAGUGUAUUAUUACUCUACACUCUGAAAUUGACCUUGAUACUCAUGAGUUGAU
Somion occarium is the source of this 800-nucleotide messenger RNA. NCBI's taxonomy places the organism in Eukaryota, Fungi, Basidiomycota, Agaricomycetes, Polyporales, Cerrenaceae. The record is from the annotation of a GenBank genome assembly.